Molecule: messenger RNA, 1427 nt
Organism: Dicrocoelium dendriticum
Lineage: Eukaryota; Metazoa; Platyhelminthes; Trematoda; Plagiorchiida; Dicrocoeliidae
Source: the annotation of a GenBank genome assembly
AUGCUAAUACAUGUCCUUUUUCAUCCUGUGACUACAUUUGACUUACUCACUUGUCGUCUGUUCACGUGCACUCAGGUCGCGAGUCUACAACAAUCCAAGGAGGAAAUUCAGGUAAAAUUGACAGAGCUUGAGACUUCUCUAGCCUCGAUGCAGAAGACCGAAGCCUCCGUGAAACGCAGUAUCGCACAGUUGGAGUCGGAGUUGACCCAGGCCGUUUCGAAAGCGCGGUCGUGGCAACGUGAGCUUCGUGCCCUCCGACUACACCGUGUUGAUGAUGAAGAUGACGAGGAAUCCCAAAUGGUGCCUGCUCGUGAAUCUCUGGAGCCCGUUUCCUCGCAGCCAGAUUCAGUUCCAGAUGUCAAAUCCCCAGAUGAUACGCGGCGGAAAUCCACCAAUUUGCCCUCAUAUUCUGAGGAGGAAUUGCAAGGUCUGCAUGUGGAUUCGCAAGAAAUGCGAGGUCUGGAGGAACGUAUUCAGGGUAUGGCUCCCAACAUGGCUGCAAUCGAGGAGUUCCGUCGCAAAGCAGAGACUUACUUGACACGUGUCGGUGAACUAAACCACGUCACUGCUGUGCUCAGCGACCAACGGAAACAGAUGGAGGACGCUAAAACCAAACGUUUGUCAGAGUUCUUGGACGGCUUCCACACCAUCACUGCUAAGCUGAAAGAAAUGUACCAAAUGAUUACGCAAGGUGGUGACGCUGAACUGGAGCUGAUCGAUUCGCUCGAUCCCUUCUCUGAGGGUAUCGUGUUCAGCGUUCGUCCCCCGAAAAAAUCGUGGAAGAACAUUGCAAACUUGUCCGGUGGCGAAAAAACUCUCUCUAGUCUUGCGUUGGUUUUUGCUCUUCAUCACUAUAAACCAACGCCGUUGUAUGUUAUGGAUGAAAUUGAUGCCGCAUUGGACUUCAAAAACGUGUCUAUCGUCGGUACUUACCUGAAGGAGCGAACUAAGAAUGCUCAGUUUGUCGUUAUAUCCUUACGUAACAACAUGUUUGAGCUAGCCGACCGAUUGGUCGGUAUUUACAAGACCCAUAACAUCACCAAGACCAUGAUACUAGAUCAUGGUAUGCUCACCAAUCAAUUGAGAACCAUGGUUGUUCGGGUAGCCGUAAAACACGGACGAGAGGGUGACCUGUUGGAGCAACAGCAACAAGGUGGUAGUGCUCGACUACCUUCUUCGCAGUCUAACUUCUCGCAAUCACGUUUGAUCCAUGGCGCGGCCGCAGAGGGCCACGACUUCGCGCAUCCAAUUGUCAUCCAGGAGUGAUGCGCGCUGCCCCAGGUGGACUUGUCCUCAGGCUAAAUUGUCCAACAUAUCUGUCGACGUAUAUCUCUUCGUUGCAUUGUAUGUUUUUUUGUACAGUCUACUUCCCCUCCACAUUCCUGCUUGCAUUUUUACUCUGUUCAAUGUAUCGUUUCACCAACUUU